AAGCACUAGCUAGUAGCUACCAAAAUACCAUUAUUUAAAAGCCUUAGAUAAACAAUUGGUACUUCCAAGUUCCAACUUCAAAAACUCUUAAUUUUUCUCUUAAGAGUUCAAAAUCUUACUCUAAAAAUUCAUAAAAAAAUAUCUAGCUAUGUGGCAUAUUUUAAGAAACCUUAACAAUACAAGAAAGAGUUCAAAGGUGGCUGAUGAAAACAUGUUCCAACAAGGAAACAAUGUUGUUGAGGUACAAAUAUUUGGUCAUGAAAGGGGAAGAAGAAUUAGAAGACAACAUGGUUGGGGGAAUAUUGUGUGUAGUAUUCUUCAAGCUCCUAUAACAAUACUUUCAUGUGUUUCUCAUCCUCAAGUUAAUGGUGCUGAUGGUGUUUGGGUAAAUGGUGGUGGUGGUGAAUUUUCACAAAUUUCUGAAAUGAAUCAUCUUAUGGUAAAUGAUAGCAUGAGAUAUGCAAUUUUGAUGUAGAAAAAAAAAAGAGUGUAAAUAUUCCAAUUGUUGUUGGGUACUUUCUCUUUUUUUUCUCCCUCAUUUUUUUGAACUUUUUUUUUCUUCUUUUUCUAUUUUUUACUUUAGGUGUGAUUGAGUAGAUACCAAAUUUAUGUUCUAGUCCUAGCUUUUAUUUUGAUCAAUUAAUGUAAAAAGAUUUUGGAUUAUUAUGUCAUUGUUAAUAAAUAGGUAUGUGUUUGGUAUGGAGAUGUAAAUAUUAAUGAAAUCCUCAUUCUCUUCAUCUUUA
Molecule: messenger RNA, 743 nt
Organism: Trifolium pratense (red clover)
Lineage: Eukaryota; Viridiplantae; Streptophyta; Magnoliopsida; Fabales; Fabaceae
Exons: 1
Coding region: 149-475 (108 amino acids)
Source: RefSeq, a predicted model, not a curated record